Messenger RNA from Pieris napi, 5375 nucleotides. RefSeq names its product bifunctional glutamate/proline--tRNA ligase (gene GluProRS). Gene Ontology annotation, molecular function: proline-tRNA ligase activity; glutamate-tRNA ligase activity; ATP binding. NCBI's taxonomy places the organism in Eukaryota, Metazoa, Arthropoda, Insecta, Lepidoptera, Pieridae. The record is from RefSeq and is a predicted model, not a curated record. The coding region runs from base 114 to 5318 and encodes 1734 amino acids. The transcript is spliced from 32 exons. Gene Ontology annotation, biological process: glutamyl-tRNA aminoacylation; translation; prolyl-tRNA aminoacylation. Gene Ontology annotation, cellular component: cytoplasm; aminoacyl-tRNA synthetase multienzyme complex.
UGUUCAUUUUACAAACGUGUGGAUUGGUGUGGCGAGUCUACACGGCACUAAAUUUGUUAUCGGAUAAAUUUUAAAUUAAGUUAUUCUAAUAAACAUUACACUAAGAUUGCAUCAUGAAAGUAGUUUGUAGUAAAACAAAUCCACCGCUCGGUGGUUUGCUAGCAGUGGAACUCUACCGGUCUUCAGCAGGAGGUGUAGAGAUUGUUUGGGGUGCCGAAUCAACCAUUACUCUUCCCAAAUCUACUAAAGCACUGUCAUAUGGGACUAGUAACGAUUUGAUAAGGAUUUUGGAGAAUACUUUUAAUAAAUCUGUUGGAAGCUUGCAGAGGGUGACAAUGAAUCAUUGGCUUUCAUUCAGCCUUAUUUUGGAACAGGAAAUUCAGGAAUCUUUGUGCUACUUGGACAAAAUCCUGGGACCAUUAACUUACUUGGUGGGGGAAUCAUUAUCCGUAUCUGAUUUGGCUGUCUUCAGUGUUUUAUAUGCUUCAAAUAGCUUUAAGGAAAUAUCUAAGAAGAACCCUCCAAACAAUAUAUUAAGAUGGAUGAAGCUUAUUCAAGCUCAGAAGCCAGUUGAGAAAGCUCUGAAAGAAAUACCUUCUGAUAUACUGGAAAACAUCAAUAAGGCUACAUCUAGGAGAUCACCACCUUCUAAUAAAGAAACAAGUUCCGGUCGCCAGCAAGAAGGUAAAUUCAUUGAGUUACCUCAUGCUGAAAUGGGAAAAGUUGUGGUGCGUUUUCCACCUGAAGCAUCUGGAUAUUUGCACAUUGGACAUGCUAAAGCAGCUCUGCUCAAUCAAUACUACCAGCUGGCUUUCGAAGGCAAGCUUAUUAUGAGAUUUGAUGAUACAAAUCCUGCUAAAGAAAAUGCUGAUUUUGAAAAGGUAAUCCUGGAAGAUGUAAAGAUGUUAGAGAUAAAGCCAGAUUUGUUCACACACACGUCUCAAUACUUUGACCUGAUGUUGCAAUACUGCGAGAAGCUUAUAAAGGAAAGUAAAGCUUUUGUAGAUGACACACCAGCAGAACAGAUGAAGAACGAGAGAGAACAGAAAGUUGAAAGCAGGAAUAGAAACAAUUCGGUAGAGAAAAAUCUUCAAUUGUGGGAAGAAAUGAAAAAGGGCAGUGAUAUUGGCAUACAAAAUUGUGUGCGCGCAAAAAUUGAUAUGCAAUCACCGAAUGGAUGUCUUCGGGAUCCUACCAUCUACCGUUGUAAACCUGAAGUACAUCCAAGAACAGGAAAUAAAUAUAAAGUAUACCCAACGUACGAUUUCGCGUGUCCAAUAGUGGAUGCGAUUGAGGACGUGACUCACGUGCUACGUACUAUGGAGUAUCACGACAGAGACCCACAGUUUUACUGGUUUAUAGAUGCCCUGGGUCUACGCAAACCAUACAUAUGGGAGUACAGCAGACUAAGUAUGACCAAUACAGUGCUUUCAAAACGGAAGUUAACUUGGUUUGUCGAGCAAGGACUUGUCGAUGGAUGGGAUGACCCGAGAAUGCCGACAGUGCGUGGUGUAUUACGUCGCGGUAUGUCUGUAGAAGGGUUAAGGCAGUUCAUACAAGCGCAAGGCUCUUCACGAUCGGUCGUAUUCAUGGAAUGGGAUAAGAUAUGGGCUAUUAAUAAGAAGGUAAUUGAUCCGAUAGCACCGCGUUACACGGCCCUCGAAUCAAACCCAGUACCGGUGAACCUAAAAGGUACAUCCGAGUCCACAUUGACAGUGGCCCUUCACCCCAAGAAUCCAGACGUAGGGUCAAAAACUGUAUGGGUGGGUCCCAGACUCCUAAUUGACCAGGUAGACGCUCAAGCCCUAAAGGAAGGAGAAAAUACUACAUUUAUUAAUUAUGGCAAUAUCAAGAUUGAUAAAAUACAUAGAGGUCCAGACGGCAAAGUGGUAAGCGUGGAUGGUACUCCGAACCUUGAUAAUAAAGACUAUAAAAAGACCCUCAAGAUCACUUGGCUAGCGGAUACUGAGAAGUCUCCACGUCUUGAAGUCUACUGCGUCUAUUUCGACCAUAUUAUUUCGAAGCCUUUGUUGGGAAAAGACGAAGACUUCAAACAAUAUAUUGGACAUAAGACUAGGUGGGAAAUACCAAUGUUGGGUGAACCAGAAUUGGCUAAAGUCAAAGUCGGAGAUGUAUUACAACUCCAGCGCCGUGGCUUUUUCCGUGUGGAUGUGGCAUUUGCUGGACCUUCACCACAAACAGGAAGAGUCACGCCGUUGGUGCUGUUCCAUGUUCCUGAUGGUCAUACUAAGGAAAUGCCUGGACAGCCAAAGUCAGUACAAACAACACAAGUGAAACAGGCACCAGCGGUUGAUGCGUCGCAGCUGAACCAAGAAAUUACCAAGCAAGGAGAGUUGGUGCGAUCCCUCAAGAGUGCGAAGGCUGAAAAGGCCAAGGUGGAUGAGGCUGUUAAAACCCUCUUGGAGCUAAAAGCCAAGUACAAGACGGCUACUGGACAGGAGUGGAAACCUGCUGCAGCUCCAGCAUCGAAUGCUCCAAAGGCAUCUGGUGAUGUGGAGAGUAUCAACCAAGAGAUAUUGAAGCAAGGUGAUCUCGUCCGCUCUCUGAAGACCGCCAAUGAUAUGAAAGCUAAAGUAGAUGAAGCUGUCAAACUCCUUCUAGAGCUUAAAACUAAAUACAAGACAGCGAACGGACAGGAGUGGAAACCUGGUGCAGCUCCAGCAUCGAAUGCUCCAAAGGCAUCUGGCGAUGCGGAGAGUAUCAACCAAGAGAUCGUGAAGCAAGGUGAUCUCGUCCGCUCUCUGAAGACUGCCAAAGCCGAGAAAGCUAAAAUAGAUGAAGCUGUCAAACUCCUUCUAGAGCUUAAAACUAAAUACAAGGCAGCGACCGGACAGGAGUGGAAACCUGGUGCAGCUCCAGCAUCCAAUACUCCAAAAGCCUCUGGAGAUGCAGAGAGUAUCAACCAGGAGAUCGUGAAGCAAGGUGAUCUCGUCCGUUCUCUGAAGACUGCCAAAGCCGAGAAAGCUAAAGUAGAUGAAGCUGUCAAACUCCUUCUAGAGCUUAAAGCUAAAUACAAGGCAGCUACCGGACAGGAGUGGAAACCUGGUACAGCCCCAGCAUCUAAUAUCCCUAAGGCCUCUGGUGAUGCGGAAAGUAUCAACCAGGAGAUCGUGAAGCAAGGUGAUCUCGUCCGCUCUCUGAAGAGUGCCAAAGCCGAGAAAGCUAAAGUAGAAGAAGCUGUCAAACUCCUUCUAGAGCUUAAAGCUAAAUACAAGGCAGCCACCGGACAGGAUUGGAAGCCAAGUACAGCUCCUACGCCCGCUAAAGCUGCUGCUGCAGAUAAUGUUAGUGAUAUUUUAACAAAAAUAGCGGCACAAGGGGAUAAAGUACGCAAACUGAAAGGAGAGAAAGCUGACAAAAGUACCGUUGAUGUCGAGGUGAAAAAUCUACUUAAUCUAAAAGCUCAGUACAAAUCAGAAACCGGAAAGGAUUGGACGCCCACUGCAGCCCCACCAGUCAAAGCGGAAACUGUUAAACAGGAAACAAUGAACGGUGUUAACGGUGAAGCAUUAGCGGUGGAAAUUGCAAAGCAAGGUGACGUCGUACGCGAUCUCAAAGCGAAGAAAGCGGACAAGACAACCGUAGAUGCAGAGGUAAAGAAGUUGCUAGAAUUAAAAGCGAAAUAUCAGCAAGAGACUGGCACGGCAUUUGCAGCUGCUCCAACUAGGGACAGCAAGCCCAAAGAGAAGAAACCGAAAGAUAAAGAGAUAAAGAAAGAAAAGCCGAAAGAACAGUCGCCGAAGCCUAAAGAGGAAUCCUCAAGUGGGGUGAAGAAAAUAACCCGACUCGGCUUAGAGGCUUCUAAAGACACUGAUCUUUCAGACUGGUACCAGCAAGUUAUUACUAAAGCGGAAAUGAUCGACUACUACGAUAUCUCCGGUUGUUACAUCCUACGCCCAUGGGCGUAUAGUAUUUGGGAAAUCAUUCGUGCAUUCUUCAGCGAUAGCAUUAAACGUAUGGGUGUGAAGGAUGUGUAUUUCCCUAUGUUUGUGUCUAAGGCAGCGUUAGAACGCGAGAAGACCCACAUAGCUGACUUUGCACCAGAAGUGGCGUGGGUGACGCAUUCUGGUUCUAGCGAGUUGGCAGAACAUAUAGCUAUACGACCCACCUCCGAAACCGUUAUGUACCCGGCCUAUGCCAAGUGGAUACAGAGCCAUAGAGACUUACCGCUUAAGCUUAACCAGUGGAAUAACGUCGUUCGAUGGGAGUUCAAGCAACCGCAACCAUUCCUGCGAACGCGAGAAUUCCUUUGGCAAGAGGGACACACUGCGUACCGACUUCAGAGCGAAGCAGAGGAGGAAGUGCUUCAGAUAUUGGAUCUAUACGCCCGGGUAUAUGAAGAGUACUUAGCCAUUCCAGUCAUAAAAGGCAGGAAAACUGAGAAGGAAAAGUUCGCGGGUGGAGAUUAUACCACCACCGUUGAAGCAUACAUCGGUGCUAGUGGCAGAGCUAUACAGGGCGCAACAAGUCAUCACUUGGGGCAGAACUUCUCCCGUAUGUUUGACAUUGUGUACGAUGAUCCCGAAACCCAAGAGAAGAUGUUUGUCUAUCAAAACUCUUGGGGUAUAACGACGAGAACUAUUGGUGUAAUGGUCCUGGUACAUGGCGACGACAGAGGAUUAGUUCUACCACCACGAGUAGCCGACAUACAGGCGAUAGUGGUGCCUUGUGGUAUGACGGCCUCCAGUAAAGCUGAAGAGAGGAAGGAACUUAUGGACUCUUGUCAGAGCCUGGUGGAUGAAUUGAAGGCAGCUGGUAUCAGAGCCGAUGGUGACUAUAGGGAUAACUACUCGCCUGGGUGGAAAUUCAACCAUUGGGAGUUGAAGGGUGUACCAAUCCGUGUGGAAUUAGGACCGAAAGAUAUAUCACGCGGUGAGGUGGUUGCCGUAAUUAGACUGACAGGAGAAAAACAAACCUUAAAGAGGAACACGGCGCCGACGCAGCUUCGAGAGAAAUUAGAUUCGAUACACGAGGAAAUGUUCAAGAAAGCAACUAAAGAGAGAGAUGAGAGAUUGUCACUUGUCACAAAAUGGGACGACUUUACAAAUGCACUGGAACGCAAGCACAUCAUUCUUGCUCCGUUCUGUGGAGAUAUACCCUGCGAAGACAACAUUAAGAAUGAUAGUGCCAGGAAUGAAGAUGAUCAAACAACCGAGGUUAAAGCUCCAUCAAUGGGUGCUAAGUCACUUUGCAUACCAUUUAAACAGCCUCGUGAAAUAUCAGCGGAUGACUGUUGCAUACAUCCAGCUUGUAAAAACAAGCCUAAAUUCAUUACUCUGUUUGGAAGGAGUUAUUAAAGUCAAUUUAUAUGAUUUGUUACAUAUUUAAAUAAAUAAUUAUUUUAUGAUUUUUUA